Molecule: messenger RNA, 759 nt
Organism: Ixodes scapularis (black-legged tick)
Lineage: Eukaryota; Metazoa; Arthropoda; Arachnida; Ixodida; Ixodidae
Product: multidrug resistance-associated protein 1-like
Exons: 6
Coding region: 1-759 (252 amino acids)
Biological process (GO): transmembrane transport
Cellular component (GO): membrane
Molecular function (GO): ATP binding; ATPase-coupled transmembrane transporter activity; ATP hydrolysis activity
Source: RefSeq, a predicted model, not a curated record
AUGUCACUUGCACUCAAAAGAAUAAUCAACUUCUGCGCCCAAGAAGAGCAUGCAGAGAAAAAAGAUUGUUUCAAGGACCCCUCUCAAGCUCAAGGUGCCAUCGUAAUGAAAAAUUGUUCAUUUGGGUGGACCAAAAAGCAAGAAAAGCCAACCCUUACAUCCAUAUCCUUGGACAUUGCACCUCGGUCCCUUGUCGGGGUCACCGGUCCAAUUGGGACGGGCAAGUCUGCCCUUCUUGCAGCCAUUCUGGGAGACAUGGACUGCAUGAAAGGAGACGUCAAAAUCACUGGUCGCAUUGCCUAUGCUCCGCAAGUUGCCCACGUCUUCGACAUGACUAUUCGUGACAAUAUUGUUUUCGGUAGCGAAUUUGAUGAUAUCCGCUACGCCCGAGUUUUGAAUGCAUGUGAGCUCAUUCAGGAUAUUCGAACUCUUCCAGCAGGAGAUAUGACGCAGGUUUCAGAACGAGGAGAAACGUUAAGCGGCGGUCAAAAGCAACGUAUCGCUCUUGCGAGAGCUGCAUACAGUCGUUCAGACAUUUACCUUUUGGACGAGCCUUUUAGCGCCCUGGACUCAAAAGUCGCGGAAAAUGUCUUCGAGAAAGUUCUUGGAGAGAAGGGCAUACUUCGGCAGAAGACUCGAAUUUUAGUUAUCACCAAGGGAAGCCUGUUAAGGGGCAUGAACCAAUUGCUUCUGAUGCAUAAUAACAGAAUUACUUGCCACCCAAAUGCGACGCACCUGGUUGCUCGCUGCAACGAUUAA